AUGUCUGUGAGGAAGAAGCUUACGACCACCUAUGACCCUGAGCGGACUAUACAGCCAAUCUAUACCAGCGGUGAUGUUGCCCUUGACCGAGAAGGACGGAUCCUAGCAACAUGCUUGGGCGAAGAAGCUCUGCUCACGGAUUUGGGCACUGGGGAGCUACUGGCUCGCAUAGAGGGUGAUGGCGAGGUCCUAACGACGCUCUCACUCACGCCAAGCGCGUCGCAUCUCAUAGCAUGUUCUCGUUCGUUAUCCAUGAAGAUGUAUGCAUUACAGCACUCCGAGAACGACACACCCUUAGUCAAUGCAUCACUAUUAAGAACAUUGAAGCCUCACACAACCCCGGUGAUUACGGCUGCAGUAGACAGUACCGGGACCCUACUGGCAACAGGAGGCGCUGAUGGAGUCCUCAAAGUAUGGGAUAUCAGGGGAGGAUAUGUCACGCAUACCUUCCGUGGCCAUGCUGGUGUCAUCUCUGCUCUACAUUUCUUUGAAGUCUCGGCUGCCGAGCAUGACAAGAACACGAAGUCCAAUAAGAAGCGACGAUCGAGGAGUGAUUUGCAACGAGAUGAAGACAUGUCUAAAGGUCAUGAUUUGGGAGCAGCAUUCCGCCUGGCAUCCGGCAGCGAGGAUGGCAAGAUAAGGAUCUGGGACCUCGCAAAGCGUAAAUCAGUGGCAACGUUAGAUUCUCAUGUUUCUGUCGUUCGGAGUCUCGAUUAUUCGGCAGACUCGCAUACCUUUGUUUCUGCCAGCAGAGACAAGACUGCCAUUGUUUGGGAUGCCCGCACUUGGAAAUCGAGAAAAGUCAUGCCCAUCCUUGAGAGCGUUGAGGCCGUAGGACUACUCGAGGAAGGUACCCUGCUUUACGCUGGAGGCGAACGCGGAAGACUGAGAAUAUGGAAUGUCGAGACUGGAAGAGAGGUAACAAAAGAGCAGGAAGCUGGUGGAGAAGGACAUGGAAUUGUGCACGUUUUGCAAAAUUUCAGUCAGAGGUUCCUACUUUCUGUACAUGCAGAUCAAUCAUUGAUACUCCAUUCGACUGCUUCCCUCUCAGAAAUACCGUCUGACGUCCUCAUCGAACCGCUGCCUAUCAUUCGUCGGAUAUCUGGAACGCAUGACGAGAUCAUAGACCUAGCUUAUGUGACGCCAGAUCGGGCGCUGUUGGCCUUAGCCACCAACUCUGAAGAUAUCCGUCUUGUCUCUUUGGCAAGCUCGAAAUCAGAUUCACUAUCAGCAACUUCUGCGAGGUACUUCGGCGCUGACGUCGCCCUCCUCGAGGGCCAUGAGGAUAUUAUCAUAUGCCUCUCUGUCGAUUGGUCUGGCUGCUGGCUCGCAACAGGUGCCAAAGAUAACACAGCACGUCUAUGGCGAAUAGACCACGCCUCAAAUUUGUACCAGCUAUACGCGACAUUUACAGGCCAUGCCGAAUCAAUCGGAGCAAUAUCUCUCCCCUCGUCAGCACCACCUCAAAACCCACCUGAACGUACGAAUCCUCUCGAGCAUACUCCACCGUUCUUUUUGACAGGUUCCCAAGACCGCACCAUUAAACGCUGGAACGUUCCCAAAACGUCAACAUCAUCCUCCAGAGCGCUAUACACUCGCAAAGCCCACGACAAAGACAUCAACGCCAUAUCCCUCUCUUCAACCUCCUCUCUUUUCGCCUCCGCCUCCCAAGAUCGAACCGUCAAGAUCUGGUCAACAGAAGAAGGUGAAGUCCAAGGCAUCCUCCGCGGCCACCGUCGCGGCGUUUGCUGUCUGCGCACACUAGAAGGCCAUACCAACAGCGUACUCAAAGUGCUCUGGCUUCCAACCACAUCUUCAUCAAUCACAUUGAAUGCUUCGGCCUCAUCAACACGUCCCCCUCUCAUCGCUUCCGCUGGAGGCGACGGUCUCCUGAAAGUCUGGGAUGCAUCAACAGGCGAAGUCGCAGCAACGUUAGACAACCACACCGACCGCAUCUGGGCGCUUACCGUCAACCCAGACACCGGCAUGCUGGUGUCCGGUGGCGGCGACAGCGUUGUUACGUUCUGGAAAGACACGAGUAGUGAGACGGCGGCCAAGACUUCCGCAGCGGCUACGAGGCGUGUGGAGCAGGAUCAGGAGCUGCAGAACCACAUCCACCGGGGGAAUUACCGGGAAGCCAUCACCCUGGCGCUGGCGUUGAAUCACCCGGCAAGGCUGCUGAGCCUGUUGCAAGGCGUGGUGGACACGCAGCCGCGGGAAGCGGGGUCGAUAUCCGGGUCGACCGCGGUCGAUCAGGUCCUCGGCUCCCUCGGCGACGAGCAACUCCUCUCCCUCCUCGCCCGGGCCCGGGACUGGAACACCAACGCCCGCACCUGCGCGGUGGCGCAGAGGGUGCUGGGUGUGGUGGUCCGGAGCUACGGUGCCGAGCGGCUGGCCGGGCUGGGGAAGAGGAGGGGCGGGAGGGAGGUGGUGGAGGCGUUGAGGGUGUACACGGAGAGGCACUACAGGAGGAUCGAGGAACUGUGGGGGGAAAGCUGGCUGGUUGAGUUUUUGCUGGGGGAGAUGGAGCAGUUGGGUGUGGCGGGGGAGGAUGUGGUGGGUGCGGAGGGAGGAGGCGGUGGGGAUGUCGUUGUGGUAGAAUAG
Letharia columbiana is the source of this 2604-nucleotide messenger RNA. RefSeq lists its product as uncharacterized. Gene Ontology annotation, cellular component: 90S preribosome; small-subunit processome; nucleolus. Lineage: Eukaryota; Fungi; Ascomycota; Lecanoromycetes; Lecanorales; Parmeliaceae. Gene Ontology annotation, biological process: endonucleolytic cleavage in 5'-ETS of tricistronic rRNA transcript (SSU-rRNA, 5.8S rRNA, LSU-rRNA); endonucleolytic cleavage to generate mature 5'-end of SSU-rRNA from (SSU-rRNA, 5.8S rRNA, LSU-rRNA). The record is from RefSeq and is a predicted model, not a curated record. The transcript is spliced from 4 exons. Bases 1 to 2604 code for a protein of 867 amino acids. Gene Ontology annotation, molecular function: protein binding; U3 snoRNA binding.